Messenger RNA from Suillus fuscotomentosus, 1623 nucleotides. Its product is annotated as FAD dependent oxidoreductase-domain-containing protein. The transcript has 5 exons. Lineage: Eukaryota; Fungi; Basidiomycota; Agaricomycetes; Boletales; Suillaceae. The record is from RefSeq and is a predicted model, not a curated record. Gene Ontology annotation, cellular component: cytoplasm. Gene Ontology annotation, molecular function: oxidoreductase activity. Bases 1 to 1623 code for a protein of 540 amino acids.
AUGGGUAACUGUGUCUCUCGUUCUAAACAGCCUUUUCCAGUCUUCUCUAGCAGUUCGUCUGCUGAGAAGAAUAUGGGGAAUCACAUUUCAGAUGGUCUACCUAUAGCGGAGCCAACAACUUCUUUUUGGACAAUUCCUGCAGCCCCAAUAAGCAAACCUUCGUCACAGAAGAAUUUGCCAUCCCAUGCAGACGUGGUUAUUAUUGGAUCUGGUAUAUCUGGCGCCUCUUUUGCGCGAGCUCUGCUUGAGUGCGGAGACUGUCUUCACGUCGUCAUGCUUGAAGCCCAAGAUGUGUGCUCAGGGGCCACCGGCAGAAAUGGUGGGCAUAUCUUUCCCGCUACAUACCAUGACUACGAAGACCUGAAGACAAGAGUGGGCGAGGAUAUGGCAAAGAAGAUGGUGCGCUUCCGGAAAGCGCACUUGGAUGAGAUUUUGGCCAUUACCGCAGAGGAGAGUAUCACAGAGUAUACACAAUGUCGUGCCGUCGAGGGUGUCGAUGUGUACUUCGAUAAGCCUACGUUUAAAGAGGCGCAGCGGAAGCUGCAAGUGUAUCAAUGUGAUAUGGGCGAAUAUGCAGGUUCGUAUACCUGCUAUGAGGGUUUAGACGCUCAAGAGAGAUUUCACCUUUCGCCGCUUGCGGUAGGAUGUAUUGCCACGCGAGCUGGUGCUAUACAUCCAUAUCGCUUUGUGACGUCGAUUUUAAGCCGCCUUCUUACAGACUACCCCAAAGAAUUUGAGAUCCACACUCACGCACCUUGUACAUCGAUCGAUGAGCCCACAUCAAGUUGCCCAUUCUAUAGACUCACUACAGCGCGCGGGGUGAUUACGACCCCACACGUCGUACAUCUCACAAAUGCGUACGCACCUGCGCUCCUACCUGCUCUCAAGGGAGUUAUCCGUCCCAUUCGAGAAACCAUGACCGCACAGCGGCCUGGCCGUAACCUCCAUGCAAGCACGCUGCAUGGCGGGCGGAGCUUCGUGUUCUUUGAUAGUCCACGUAAGGGCUUCGACUACUUGACGCAACUCCCAGAAGGCGAGCACGAACUCAUGUUCGGCGCAGGCUUCGAGUCAAGAAUGGACGGCGGAGCCAAUGCAAUGUAUGGCGUGCAUAGCGCAGCGCAUGUAGGUGGUGCAAUGCCAAUCUAUUUCGGAGCGGAGAGUUGGGGUGCUGAGGCCUUACCAACCACUCCCACAGAUGAAGAGGAUGUAGGUGUAGGUUUGUGGGCACAGGGAAGAGUAAAGGCAAUCUGGAGCGGUCUCUUGAGCGAGUCGGCCGAUGGGAUGCCGUGGGUUGGAAAUGUGCCCGUUAAUGUGGCUGGCAGGAAGGCACCUCCUGCUUCGUCUGCACCCUCUGCUCUGAAUGCAAGCACGAGGAAGCUGAAGUCAGUUCUCACUGCUGCUCCUGGUGAGUGGAUUGCGGCUGGCUACUCCGGUGAGGGCAUGGUGCAUGCGUGGCUAAGUUCCAAGGCUGUUGCGCUGAUGCUUCUAGGGGAGGAUCUCACUGAGGUCAAGACUUGGCUCCCCGAGUUGUUCAGUGUCACGGAAGACAGAGUCAAGAUGGCCAAGCGGACUUUCAAGCCUGAUGUUGUACUGAGUGGCAAGAAGCGUGUUUUCAGUCCUUAA